Messenger RNA from Schistosoma margrebowiei, 2102 nucleotides. Lineage: Eukaryota; Metazoa; Platyhelminthes; Trematoda; Strigeidida; Schistosomatidae. The record is from the annotation of a GenBank genome assembly.
GUCAUGUUUCGUUCCAUUUCGAGCUAUUCAAAUCACCUAACCAUUACCUCCCCUGUGAUGAUAUCAUCACAGAUAUCUGUUGACUAACUUUGUAUAUCCCGAGUUAAUCAGUGCCAUAGCGGGGGACAAUUUACAAAAUUAAAUAAUUCUGUAAGUCCUAGAGUUUGAGGCUGCCCUCAUUGCUUUUACUGCAGCAAAACACCUUCGCUCAACCUUUCGCAUCGGAUCACAAGUAGGUACGCCAGGUUACACAUCCCUUACAGCUGCUGGCCAGCCAAUCGGGUUUUAGAAACGAUUGGGUAAGCCACGUGGCUUAUCGUACGAUAAAUAAUUUAGGGGAAAUGGCACAAAAGCCGAAAAUCACCCCAGAUCUGGGGAGUUGCCCAGGUUUGCAGCUUACACCGAACGCAUCUCGACAAAUCAAGCAACAUAUCGAUGUGAAACAAAUUGUGUCUGUGGUUGAAAAAAAAGAAUAACAUAAAGGAAAUGCCACAAAAUGCUUUCUUUUAGACUGUCAUGGGGAAAUGAUGAAGGAUUUCACAUUUUGGCCUUCUGUCUUUCAAAUGUUGCUGAAUCACUUACUUUUCGCGCAAAUUCACACCGAAUCCUCCACUUUUCGUUUAAUUUACAUUGUACGCUUGAUUAAACGCUUUAUUUCUAUAAGAAACCACACGAAAACUGCAAUCGACAUUAAAAAAUGGUACAUGGUUAAAGACAUUUAUCAACAAGAAAAAGACACCAUAUUGUUCAAGGACAUUAAUAACACAGAUGCUCGAACAACGAUCGUUUUGUAUUUUCAUCAUAAGUGCGAAGUCGUGAUGUCAUUUAUGUAGAUAUGCAAAAGAAACUACAAAUCAUGUAUAAGGCAAAUAGUGAACUUGUAUCUCAGUGGCUCACUGAAAUAAGAGUUCUUGAUGGGGGGUUUGGAACAGAAAGUCAGAAAUUAUCAAAUCUACAAAUAAAAGGACAUUUGGCUUGGAGUUCCAGAUUAUUAAUGGACGACCCAGAAUUAGUUGUUAAAAUACACAAGUCCUUUUUGCAUGCUGGUUGUGAUGUAAUUUCUACCAACACUUAUCAAGCAGCGCCUUCAACCUUGGUGAAGGCACUUGGCAUAAAUGAUGGAGAAGCGAAAAACCUUAUGCGUACUGCUGUACAUCUAGCUCAAAGAGCACGUGAGGAAGAAAACAAUUCAGAUAAUGCAAGUGAAUUCCAAAGAAAAUUGCCUGUUCUUAUUGCCGGAUCUUUAGGUCCAUACGGAGCAUGCAUUGCUGAUGGAUCAGAGUAUACUGGGUCAUAUGCAAACAAAGUUUCAUUCACUGAACUAGUGGAAUUUCACUUAUCAAGAGCACAAAUUUUAUUGGAGUCAGGGGCAGAUUUCAUAGCAUGGGAAACUGUUCCACUUUUAAAAGAGGUUUCAUCAAUAUGUGAAGUUAUGCGCAGACUACCAUCGGCAUGUUGCUGGAUAUCAGUUUCGUCACCAGAUGGUAAAGAAACAUCCGGUGGGGAUUUACUAGCUUCAGUCGCGUGUGAGGUAGCAAAGUGUGAACAGGUUUUCGGUGUUGGAGUUAACUGUAAUAUACCACAUGAUUGUAUUGGUAAGGGGCUUGCUAACUUAAAUUCACAAACAUGUAAAGAAUCAGAAAAUACUUUCAGUAAAUUAUUAUUAUUUUACGCAAAUGAUGGUCGUUUAUGGAUACCUAAUGAUGGCGAUAAUCUACAAUACAAUCACGAAAGUUGGUUUCAAAACACCAUCAAAUGGGCAAAACGUCGUGAAAUUUCAGAUGAUGAACACUUACAUUAUUCAGUAAAUUAUAAACCUCCUUUGGCUCAGUGGGUUGGUGGAUGUUGUAAUGUUGGACCUGAAAGUAUAAGACGACUUGCAAAAUGGAUGAAACCUGAUGAAUUUAUUUGCUGACUGAUGCUUGAUAUUUGAUUAACUGUUAGAUUAUAUGAUUGUUUCGACUGUCCUACUUCAUUCAUGCUUUACUUUGUAUGAAUUAAGCAGUUUUAAACAAAAAGUUCGAUGAUUAAAUAUAUCGCGUGAAUUCUAUACUUAUUUAAUGAACUUUGUGGUAAAAAUUAUAAUUUAUUGAAACAUGAGU